CGCCGACUCCGCGCAGGCUGGGACCUUCUCUCCGCGCCAUUUUCAAACUGUCCCAGAGCCGGAGCCGGAGUCUAGGGCUGAAGGAGCCAGCGAGAGAGGCGAGGCCUGAGAGGUGAUGCGGCCGCAGGCGGAGGGAGCGGCAGCCGGAGGUGUGGGGCUUUAAUUUUGGGGAGUGAAUAAAACUACUUUUGGAAGACAAGAUGACUACAGCUGCAGAAAGAAAGUAUAUUAAUAUUAGAAAAAGAUUGGAUCAGUUGGGAUACCGCCAGACUCUGACAGUGGAGUGUUUACCUUUGGUAGAAAAACUUUUCAGUGACCUAGUUCAUACAACAGAAAGUCUUCGGAAAUCAAAAUUAUCUGCUGUGAAAGCUGAAAAAGAAAGUGCCAAUUUUGAUUUUGUUUUGGAACCUUAUAAACUUGAAAAUGCAAGAUUGAUAAAGGAAAAUAAUGAAUUAUACCUGGAAUUAAUGAAACUGAGAGAACAAUCAAGCCAACAUAUUAAAGAGUUGAAAACUACAUUGAAGAAGUGUGCACGUGAAACAGCUGAUCUGAAGUUUCUAAAUAACCAAUAUGUUCAUAAACUCAAACUUUUGGAAAAAGAGAGUAAAGCUAAGAAUGAAAGAAUUCAACAACUUCAAGAAAAGAAUUUGAAUGCUGUAGUACAAACUCCAGGUGGCAAGAAAAGAAGUAUUGCUUUCAGGCGCCAGCGUAUGCAGAUAGACGAACCAGUCCCUCCCUCUGAAGUCAGUUCAUAUCCAGUUCCUCAGCCAGAUGACCCUUACAUUGCAGACCUCCUGCAAGUGGCUGAUAACAGAAUUCAAGAACUUCAAGAGGAAGUCCACCAGUUACAAGAAAAGUUAGCAAUGAUGGAAAGUGAACUGCGAGAUUAUAACCAGCAGAUUGAGCUAAGAGAACGAGAGAUAGAACGACUAUCAGUUGCAUUGGACAGUGGCCGUUCCCCUGAUGUCCUCUCUCUGGAGACUAGAAACAAAACCAAUGAAAAGCUUAUUGCUCAUUUAAAUGUUCAGGUUGACUUUCUUCAGCAAGCUAAUAAAGACCUGGAGAAGCAUAUACAGGAGCUUAUGGAAACCAAGGAAACCGUAACUACUGAAGUUGUUAAUUUAAGUAACAAAAAUGAAAAACUCUGCCAAGAAUUAACCGAAAUAGACCAGUUAGCACAGCAGUUGGAAAGACAUAAAGAAGAAGUGCUUGAGACUGCUGAUAAAGAACUUGGGGAAGCAAAGAAAGAGAUUAAAAGAAAGCUUUCUGAAAUGCGGGAUCUUGAAGAAACAAUGGCAAAACUUCAACUGGAAUUAAACUUAUGCCAUAAAGAAAAGGAGAGACUGAGUGAUGAACUCCUUAUAAAAUCAGACCUGGAAACUGUUGUUCAUCAGCUUGAACAAGAAAAGCAAAGACUUAACAAAAAAAUGGAAAGUUUUGCAGUUACAGAAAGAGAACUUACUCUGGAAGUUGAAAGGAUGAGGCUAGAACACGGAAUAAAACGUCGAGACAAGUCACCCUCUCGUUUAGAUACGUUUCUGAAAGGUAUAGAAGAAGAACGAGAUUUUUAUAAGAAAGAGCUGGAAAGACUCCAACAUAUAAUACAGCGAAGAUCUUGUUCUACAAAUUAUUCUACACGUGAAAAAAUUCCAAUAUUUAAAACACUAGAAAAGGGUGAUUACAACUCAGAAGUUCAUCUGAUCACAAGAGAAAGAGAUGAACUUCAGCGUAUGCUGGAAAGAUUUGAAAGACAUAUGGAGGAUAUACAGUCCAAUGUUAAAUUGUUGACAGCAGAAAGAGAUAAACUAAGUGUCUUAUAUAAUGAAGCUCAGGAACAGUUACGUGCCCUAAGACAAGAAUCCACCCAAACCACAGCCUCCCAUAAUAUUAUUAGUCUUAUGGAAAAAGAAAAAGAACUUGCAUUAUCUGACUUAAGAAGGAUUAUGGCAGAAAAAGACGCUUUAAAAGAAAAGUUAAAAAAUCUCCAGGAAAUGAGUAUUUUUGAAAAAUCAAAAUUAGAGAAAACUAUCGAACAUUUGACACGUGUUAAUCAUCAGCAUGAAGAUGAAAAGUGUGAAUUAAAGUCUAAAAUGUUAAUAAUGAAAGAAACAGUAGAGUCAUUAGAGAACAAAGCAAAACUCCAAGCUCAAAAACUUAGCCAUGUGGCUGGUGACUCAUCUCAUCACAAAACAGAGAUGAACUCACUUAGGUUAGUAAAUGAGCAGCUACAGCAGUCACUUGAUGAUUGUCAGCAUCGGCUUUCCAAAAAAAGAGGUGAACUUGAAUCAGCCCAAUCACAAAUUAAGUUACUAGAGGAAAAAAUAGGUAAACUACACCUUCAGAUGACUUCACAGAGUGAAGAGGCUCAUGUAAUGAAAAAGACCAUUGGUGCUAUUGAUAAAGAAAAAGACUUUCUUCAGGAGACUGUAGAUGAGAAGACCGAAAAGAUUGCAAACUUGCAAGAAAACCUGGCUAAUAAAGAAAAAGCUAUUGCUCAGAUGAAGAUAACAGUCUCAGAGUAUGACUCUUCUAUGAACCAGCUAAAGGAAACGUUGACUAGUCGGGACCGAGAAAUAAGCAGCCUCCGGCGCCAGCUUGAUACAGCUCACAAAGAACUUGAUGAAGUAGGAAGAUCUAAAGAAGUGUCUUUUAAGGAAAACAGAAGAUUACAAGAUGAUCUGGCUACAAUGGCAAGAGAAAACCAGGAAAUCUCAUUGGAAUUGGAAGCAGCAGUGCAAGAAAAAGAAGAAAUGAAGAGUAGAGUUCAUAAUUACAUAACUGAGGUGUCACGAUGGGAGAGCUUAAUGGCUGCUAAGGAAAAAGAAAAUCAAGAUUUGUUAGAUAGAUUUCAGAUGCUUCAUAACCGUGCUGAAGACUGGGAGGUCAAAGCCCAUCAAGCUGAGGGAGAAAGCAGCUCAGUUCGACUGGAACUUCUUUCUAUUGACACAGAGAGGAGACACCUUCGAGAAAGGGUAGAGCUACUAGAAAAAGAAAUUCAGGAGCACAUAAAUGCACAUCAUGCUUAUGAGUCUCAGAUCUCAUCAAUGGCAAAAGCCAUGUCUAGAUUAGAAGAAGAGCUGAGACACCAAGAAGAUGCAAAAGCAGCAGCGUUGAAUGAUUUGUCGUCUCUUAGAGAACUUUGCAUUAAGCUGGAUUCAGGCAAAGAUCUUAUGACCCAACAACUGAAUUCCAAAAACCUGGAGUUUGAGAGGGUUGUGGUGGAAUUAGAAAAUGUAAAAUCAGAAGCAGACCUGUUCAAAAAACAACUGGCAAGUGAGAGACAUACAAUUAAAAGCCUUGAAUCAUUGCUGGCUACAAAUAGAGAUAAAGAAUUUCAUUCUCAUUUAACCUCCCACGAGAAGGAUACAGAAAUUCAGCUACUUAAAGAGAAGUUAACCCUUUCAGAAAGCAAAUUAACUAGUCUAGGCCGGGAAAACACCAUGCUUCGGGCUAAAGUGACACAGUUACAAACCGAUCAUGAUGCUAUGAAAAGGCAGAUUUCAACUGAAAGAUAUGAACGAGAAAGAGCAAUCCAAGAGAUGCGUCGACAUGGUCUUCCCACACCACCCCUUAGUUCAACUCUGAGGUCUCCUUUACAUUCUCCUGAACAUAUAAGCUGUUAAUUAUCAUAAAGUAAUCACUAUGCCCAAUAUGGGGCUUGAAACCAGGACCCCAAGAUCAAGAAUCACAUGCUCCACUAAAUGGAUCCAGCCACGUGCUCCUCAAAAAUGCCAUUUUAAAAUAGUUAUCAGGUGCCUGGGUGGCUCAGUCGGUUGAGCGUCCAACUUUGGCUCAGGUCAUGAUCUCACAGUUCAUGGGUUCGAGCCCUGCAUGGGACUCUGGGCUGACAGCUCAGAGCCUGGAGCCUGCUUGAGAUUCUGUGUCUCCUCUCUCUCUGCCUUUCCCCAGCUUGUGCUGUCUCUCUCUGUCUCAAAAAUAAACAUUAAAAAUUGUUUUUAUUUAAAUAAAAUAGUUAUCAGUUCAUCACAUGUUUCCAUUGUGGAAUUUUUCAUAUUUGUGUGUGUGUGUGUGUGUGUGUGUGUGUGUGUUUUAAUUGGGGUGGUGAUUAGAUAGCACAUAAGGUAAAAAAUAUUUGACUAUCCAUAAUAUGCUGUUUUAAGACUCACACAAUUUACAGUACUUGUACAUUAACCUAGACAUUAUAUUAUUCCUCACUUUGAGUGAUUUUUCUCAGUUAACAUCCUGUGUUACCCCUUUCUUUUCACUCUGUAUCAUUCAUUUAGUCCUUAUAUACUUUGAUGUGUUUGGGUGGUCUGAGGGGAAUAUAUUUUGAAGUAUAGAGCUGUUAACUAUAACUUGAUUAUGGGCAAAGGUUUUAUUAGAGAUUAUAAUUUUGGUUAAAACUGAAAACAGUCUCUUAGUUUUUUGUGAAUUUACCAAGUAAUUUUUGUUUAUCGUUUUUCUCUUAACUCGCCUUUCCUGUCCCCCCUUUUUCAGAAUGGUGGCUUUCAAUGAGUUACCUCUGUGGAUUUUUUAAAGGACAGAACAGUAAUGAAAUAUUUGAAGUACUUGUUCUUGAAAAUCAUGAACAUUGACACAAAUUCUACCUCUGUCAACUUUUAUUUAAAUCAGUGAAUAUUUAUAUAAAAAUUUUGGUUUAAAAGAGCCAUAUCUAUGGUAUAUUUUUAUAUAUAUGACAGAACAAAAUAUGUAUUAAUAGUGCUAACUAAUGUUAUAUCUAUAUUUAUAUUAUUCCUCACUUAAAUUGCUCCUCAAAGUGUGUGUUUAUACUGUGAAUUAAUAUAAUGUAUUGUUCACAUUAUGCUUUAAUAAUCUUUUUCAUAAUGAGCCAUGAUAUGUGUAUAUAAAUAUUCUUACAAUACUUAUUUUCAAAGUGUUUUCAGUUUUCAUGCCUGUGUUUAUAACCCAUAUCUUUAAUACAUUCAUAUAGGAUUAUCAAUCUUGAUGCUGUGCUGUCACGCUUUGUUCUUCUAAAUGUAAAAUUAAUUGUUCACCAAUUUGCUAUCUAUCAUCAAGGGUAAUAUAUUCAGGUCUAUUUUCACAAUAGCAGAGGUCUUGAUAAAAUAAUGAUUACCGUAUAUCAUUUGUUAUUGUCAACUUGAAGAACUGUGAUGGGAAAGAUACAUUUAUAUAUUAUAUGCAAUAUUUUAUUAUUUUGGUUAUCACAUGGACUCUUCACUUAAUACAAAUUCUAUCAAAAUCAAACUAAAAGCCACAUUCAGAAUUUUGUAAAACAAUAGAACAGAAAUUUGGGACACUUUUUCAGUAAAUAAAAUUCCUCCCUGUAUUAAGAAAAAAAUUCAGACUAUAAAAGUAUAUGGGGUAAAUAUAGUAAAAGAUUUUGUUAAAAUGCCAGUAUACAUUCAAUAAUACCAGUUUUUGCUUCUAAAUUUGUAUGUUGUAAUUUAUUAGUCUUACAGAAUAGUAUGUAAACACUGAACUGUGGCAUGUUAAAUAGAAAACAACUUUUUACAAUUAAUUUUCAAGGUUGUAGUUUUAAGGAAUUUAGAUAUAUCUAAAUAUGUAUAUAUACACACAUUAAUAAAAGAACAGAAGUACAAAAUAGAAUGUCACAUUCAAAAACUAAUCGUGUUUGAACCAUACACAUUUGGAGAAAAUCCUUUUCUUGGUAGGUUUCAUUAUGAUUGAAAAAGAAGAACUUAAGAACGAACAUAAGAAAGUGGAAGACCAGUUGGUUAUAAUACAGUUUGUUUCCUCUUGUGGUUUUAAUACAAUGGAAUUUGUGUAUGUGUGUUUGUGUGUACGUGGGGGGGGGGGGCAUUGCUCUUUUCUAAAACUAAUAUGCCUUAUAUGUCUGGGAUAUGGUAUAUGCCAUUUGCAAUAAUUCACUGUGUAUUUGGGUGUGAUGUGGUUUAUUUUUCUACCAUAUUUGUAAUUUUAUGUAUUCCAUCUCCUUUGUGUGAAUUCAUAUAUUAUAGCAAAAUACAAGAGAAAUGGGACUAAUUUGCAAUGUCAUAUGCAAAAUCUUUUAAUAAAUAUAUGUAAAUAAAAUAAAAAAUAUUUGUUCCCACCUUUUCCCCCAAAGCAAUAAUAGCAAGGCCUAUUUUAUUAGAUAUUUUAUUUUUAAUGUUUUUCAUAAUUUAAAAAUGUGUAGCUUGCCAUAAUUAUUUUCUUAACCAUGUUACUACAAUUUUCCUAAAUUAGUUUUAUCUUAAAAUACUGAAUGUUCUCACCAUUUGUAGAUGUUUUUAAUUUGUUUUAAAAAAUUUUAAAUUAUGCUUGACAUAGAUUUUCCAUUAAACUUUCCAGUCAAUUUA
Molecule: messenger RNA, 6260 nt
Organism: Neofelis nebulosa (Clouded leopard)
Lineage: Eukaryota; Metazoa; Chordata; Mammalia; Carnivora; Felidae
Gene: CEP135
Product: centrosomal protein 135
Exons: 26
Coding region: 201-3623 (1140 amino acids)
Source: RefSeq, a predicted model, not a curated record